Topomyia yanbarensis is the source of this 2508-nucleotide messenger RNA. RefSeq lists its product as uncharacterized. Bases 1 to 2508 code for a protein of 835 amino acids. NCBI's taxonomy places the organism in Eukaryota, Metazoa, Arthropoda, Insecta, Diptera, Culicidae. The record is from RefSeq and is a predicted model, not a curated record. The transcript has 3 exons.
AUGGCAGCACAAUUCAAUGCACGGAUAGCACAAUUCAGUGUGCAGAAGGCAGUGGAGAAGUUUGCGGAGAAUUUCGAUUGCGAUCGGGAUGCCUGCCAAAUUCCAAUUCGCCUCGAUUCAUUGGACCGGAUCUACAAGGAGUUCCUGGAGGUACAAGGACAGAUCGAGUUGUACGAUAAGCCGGAGAUGUUGGAUACCCAUCUGGAAGAGAGAAUAGAUUUCGAGACGCGUUAUUGUACAGUGAAAGGAUUUCUGCUGUCCAAUCGUGCUACGGACCUCAACCCAACCAUGCUGAACAGCACAAUGGCGGCACCUGUUCAUGCUUCGUCCUCGUUCCAUCUACGAUUACCCAAGAUGGAUCUUCCCAAGUUUAACGGUGAUUUUUCGCGUUGGCUCGCAUUCCGUGACACGUAUACGUCGAUGAUCCACAGCAAUGCAGAUAUUCCGACGGUUGCGAAGCUGCAGUACUUGCUGCAGUCGCUGGAGGGAGAAGCCCGAAAACCAUUCGAGUCCGUAGACAUUGAAGCGGACAACUACGCAUCGACUUGGGAAGCAUUGUUAAAGCGGUACGACAACAAGCGGUUCCUGAAGCGUCAGCUCUUCCGUGCUCUGUACGACCUCCCACCGGUCAAGCGAGAGAACCCUCCAGAAAUCCAAGGAUUGGCUGACGAUUUUCACUGGCAUGUGCGGGCUUUGGCAAAGUUAGGCGAGCCAGUCCAUUAUUGGGACACCCCAUUGGUCAACCUCCUUUCCUACAAGUUGGAUCCAACUACGCUACGUGCUUGGGAGGAAAAAACCAGCAAUAACGACGACGUUACCUAUGAUAUGCUGAUCGAGUUCCUCUACCAGCGUGCCCGAAUGCUGACGUCUGUCGUAACUGACCUACAGUAUCGGUCCCAACAACCGGUUAUAGCCAAGGUGGCCGGUCCGAUUCCAACCCCGAAGCCGUUCAAGGUGGCGUACAAGGCAGCUACCGUUGAACCGAACUACAGUGCUCCCUCGUGCCUCGCUUGUCCAGAGAAGCAUUUCCUCUUCCAAUGCCCUGCAUUUUCCGAGGUGUCCGUCCGCCAGCGCCAAUCGUCGAAGAUGCUAUCGACUCCUGUUAACGAGGAAAGUCAGCCGAUUCCCUCGACGUCCGCCCACGCUGACCCUUCAAGCUCGGCGAAAUCGAACAGCCAAGUAAGCUUAUCGGUUCAGGCUCAGCAUAGUACAGUUUUACUGGAAACUGUUUCCCUCUUCGUCGUAGGUCAGAAUGGCAAGAAGAUCCCCGCACGCGCAAUUCUAGAUUCCGGAUCCAUGUGUAACUUCAUCACCAAGAAGCUUGCAAAUUCCCUGAACCUUCAUCGCACCAAGGUGGAUAUCGCAGUAGCUGGUAUAGGAGAAUCCACCAAGCAGAUUAAGUGCCAAUUAACUGCUAUGAUCGAGACGAAGUCGACACCGUACUUCACCAAGCUUGAGUUCCUGAUCCUCAAGAGACCGACGGUCAACCUUCCGACCGUUCCGAUCGACAUUUCCGCGUGGAAUCUUCCCAAGUUGUCGUUGGCAGACCCCAGAUUCCAUAUCCCAUCCGACAUUGACAUGGUUGUCGGUGGUGAAGCGUAUCAUGAGCUGCAUCCUGGCAGCAAGCGUUCCCUGGGAGAGGGACUAUCGUUGCUAAUAGAGACGGUGUUCGGAUGGACUGUUUCCGGGAAGAUAUCCAUCAAUCAUCCCACCAUUCCCCGCAUCUGCCAUCUAACCACUGUCGAUCGAAGCUUAGAACAAGCGUUGCAGAAGUUCUGGGAGCUAGAAGCUGUUGAGCCGUGUUCUGUGUAUUCCGUAGAAGAAAAACAGUGUGAAGAACUUUACGCUACUACCACCACUCGCGAUUCGUCCGGUCGUUAUCUCGUUCGUUUGCCACUCACCCGUGAUCCGCUAGUCAAUCUCGGCGAAUCCAGAGCCAUCGCCGAACGUCGGUUUCUGAGCCUUGAGAAGCGACUAGAGCGGGAUCCACCCACCAAGGAUGCAUACUGCAAGUUCAUGGACGAAUACGAACGAAUGGCGCACAUGAAGAAGCUCGUCGAUCCAGUAGACGAUGUGAACCCGCACUGCUACCUCCCGCACCAUCCUGUGUUCAAGGAAUCCAGCACAACCACGAAGGUCCGAGUUGUUUUCGACGCGUCGUGUAAAACAUCGUCAGGAUUUUCCGUCAACGAUAAGCAGCUCGUUGGUCCUGUCGUCCAGGAGGACCUGUUGUCUAUCGUCAUGAGGUUCCGCACACACCCGAUCGCCAUCGUAGCCGACAUCGAGAAGAUGUACCGACAGAUUCAGCUGCAUCCCGAGGACCGACCGCUUCAACGCAUUCUCUGGCGUUCCAACCGCGACGAUCCGCUCAUAUCGUACGAGCUCCAAACCGUUACGUACGGUUUUGCAUCCGCGCCAUUCCUGGCAACUCACACCCUCCUACAAGUUGCACAGGACGAAGGCGACAAGUACCCCGCCUCCGUAGAUGCUGUGAAGCAGGAUUUUUAA